CAGACGCCGCCCCCCCCCCCCCGAACGCCUGACCCUUACGCGGCGGUCCUUCCCUCCCGACCUGGAAUCCCCCUUUCCCUCCCCGGCCCCUGCCUCUCCCACAGCCGGGAGAUCCCUGGGUUCCCCUGGUAUCCCAGACCCACCCCGAGGGGAGGGGACCCUUUAUCCCCGUCAGCCUCCCGCACACAGCCUCCCGCUGCCCCCUCCUCUCGCCCUUCUCCCCGCCAGCCCAGCCCCUCCGGGCACCAAGAUCCCCUCUCCCACCUCAUCCCUCUGACAGCGGCGGGCCCAGGGGGAUGCAGGUGCAUGUUUCACUCCGGGAACCCUGCCCUUCCCUCCCAUGUGGCCCCACGGACCAGGAAGCCCCUCUCCACACACCCCUAAGGACUGCAGAGUUGCAGUCCCUGCUUUCCACCUCAGCUGCUACUUAGGACUUAGUGGCUUUCUUGCCACUGCCCUUCAAAUCCGUGAGUCCAUGACUCCCCGUUCCUGCGGGCAUUCAACAGCCUCUCUGGAGAGAAAAUCCGAGAAAGAAUACAUGACAACAUCAGCAGAGGUGUUCUCUGACUGAGUCUCGCCCUGAACUGGAGAGGUCAUAUCCUUUCUAGACCUCAAAAUACUUAACUCACAAGUGUUUAACUGAAGCCAUGGCAACAGGGGAUCCAGCUGUGCUCCAAGUCCCACCUCAGGAUGGGAAGCAAAGAAGCAAGCCCCUGGAGAAGGGCCCGGCAACUCCAGAGAAGGCAACAAUCACAUUAGAUGCCAUGAAGAUGUCAGAUCCACGUCGGUUAAAACCUGAUAGCAUUGAGACAGAAAGAAUCAUAACUGUUUUGGAUGAGACAAUGGCCAAGCUGGAGCUGAGCAGUUUGAUCCCACAUAUUAUCGACUCUCUGGACAGGUUUGCUGAUGUGCUGGGACCUGAGAUCACAAACAGCCUGAUCGAGCACCAAAAGCUUUCAAAUGAAAUGGAGCACCUACUUGCCAGCUCAGAAGAAGAGGACACCAUGAGAGCUGAGGAACAACGGGGCUGUCUCUGCUUGCUAGAGCAACGUCUGAAAUGUUCUGUUAGAAAUGUCCUGAGGCUCUUGAGGGCCAACCCUUCGCUUUGCCAGGCUCUGAAGUACGAAGCCUGGGUAAGAGAGUCACCAGCUGAAGCAUUUAUCAAAGCCUUUGGGGAGUUCAGGAACUUCAUGCUUGAGAGACUCCUGACUAGUCCUGUGGAAGAGGAAGGAAAGAUUCAGCUCAUGGAAGCCAUCUCCCUCCAGAUUAAGAAAAACACUGAAGCAAUCACAACUUUACAGGCAGAACUGGCAGCAGCAAUCCGGACUCAAGAGGAGGAGAUUCACAAGAAGGAUAAUGUAAUCAAAGACCUCAAAAACACCAUGCAAGAUCUGACCAAAGACUUCAAGGCUGGCAUCCAGCAGAUCAAGCAGGAAGGAGAAAAACAGCAGAAAGAGAAGCUGCAAGCCUCGCAGGCCAGGUGUGCCAGGCUACAGCAGGAUGUUCAGCAGCUAGGAGUACAACUCAGUGCACUUGUACUGGAGCAUCGAGCAUCAGAGCUGGCUCUCAGAAAGAGGAAGUGCAGAGUGGAGAUGGAAAUUGUGAACUGGAUCCAGAAAUAUGAUGCGGACAUGGGAGAAAAACAGGCUGAGUGUGAAGAGGUUCAUGCUGCCUAUGCUGAGGAGAAGGCCCAGCUGUCCCUGCUGAUGGAGAAACACGCCGUGCUUCUCCAGGAGUAUUCCCAGAUUGAGGAGGAGCGCAGGAUAUGUCAGAAUAAAGAGGAGCAGGCUUUGAAGGAAUUGAACACUAUGACCCUUGCUGCCACCCGCAUCCAGGCUUUCUGGAGAGGCUACUUGGUCCGGUGCUUCUUCAAGUCAAAAAGGAAGAAGAAGAGCAAGAGCAAGAAGACCAAGAAAUAAAGCACAAAAUCUAUUCUCUCUCCUCCUGGCAAAGAUGCUGACUCUGCUGGGACUGAGCUCUUCCAGAUAAAGGCAUUAGAUUUGAGAGAGCAUCUGCACUAAGGCAAAUGCCCCAGGACUGGGGCUACCUCUCAUAGUUGGAGCGUAUCGAAGCAGUGGCGUGAAGACAUGUCUCAUCAUUUUAGGUUUGCCUUUGCUACCUCUGCAAGGAGGAGGUUGUCUUUGGCUGAAGGAACUGGGCCAGGAGUGCAGGUUCCUGCCUUGUCUCUCUGGUUUGAGUCUCCUUGCUUGUGGGUCAGGGCCCCAUUAUUUUCUUACUGAAGGUGGCAAUAAAAUAAUUCCUGGGGGCAGGGUAAGGCCCUCCAUCUGACAGGGAUUCUCCUUGUGUGGAUUUGAGAGGCCGUGCCCCUUUCUACAGGAGGAAGCUGCAGCACCAUUGCUUAUCAGUGAUAGAAGGGACACAAGA
This is a messenger RNA of Phalacrocorax carbo (great cormorant), 2385 nucleotides long. Lineage: Eukaryota; Metazoa; Chordata; Aves; Suliformes; Phalacrocoracidae. The record is from RefSeq and is a predicted model, not a curated record.